UUGUUGUCGACGAGCUGCCAGAGUUUUAUUGUAGCGCGGGAAAUAUGUUGUUCGCCGCCGCCGCCGCCGCCGCCGCCGCCGCCGCAAAGUGUCAGGACAGCGAGAGCUCCCGAUCUUUCACUGCUCUGCGAGGAGCAGGAGUAACACACAUGAACCCGCUGAAAAUCCACGGCUCCAACCUUGCCUGCCACCAGCUCUACGAUUAUGUAGUAACCAAGCCUUAAUUUAUCCAGCGGACCAGCCUCUCGAAAAUGAAAUAAAGUCGCAGCUUUAUCAUCCGAGACUGUACCUUCAGCAGCAGAUGAUCCCGUGUGUUUGGUCUUUCGCGAUAUGCAGAGCGUGUCUACUAGCCCAGCAGCCGCAGUGUAAAUUGGAGGAAUGAUUCACAAGAGCAAGAGCAUCCGAGUGGUUGAACACGACAAGCGUCACGGCUCAGCGAAAUGGCGAUCGGCAGCGUGAUCUGCGGAGCUAACACUCCGAAAACCAAACGAAAGAAAACAAAGACGACGGAACGAAGCUGGAUCGAGGCCACCUUCCAGAAGCGAGAAUGCACGAAAUUCAUACCGAGUGCCAAGGACGAGCACCGGUUACAAGAAGUACACGGCGAUAAGAAUGCAGAAUACGAUGUGAUCACUACUUCAAGGUGCUGCUGCGGCCACUCGUACACGCACCACUGCGGCACCGGCGCGGAUGUCCAGAGCUUCGCGAGCAGUGCCGCGGCCGAGGCCGAGAGGGACGAGUGGAGCCCGGGAAAGAACACCAAGCACUGUCCGACCGAUGCCUACGGAACCAUCGAGUUCCAGGGUCUGCCGCAUCCCACCAAGGCUCAGUACGUUAGGCUAGCCCACGACACGAAGCCGGAGCCCAUCGUCCAGCUGCUCUGUCGGGAGUGGAACCUCGGCCUGCCGAAGCUCCUGAUCACGGUGCACGGCGGCCGCUCCAACUUCGAGCUCCAGCCCACCCUCAAGAAGGUCCUGCGCAAGGGCUUGCUCAAGGCCGCGAAGACCACCGGCGCCUGGAUCUUCACCGGCGGCACCAACACGGGAGUCACCAGGCAGGUCGGAGACGCUCUGCUCUUGGAACGAUCGCAGAGGCAGGGUCGAGUCGUCAGCAUCGGUAUCGCUCCCUGGGGCAUCCUCGAGAAGAGCCACGAGCUUAUCGGCCGCGGGAGAGAGGUCCCCUACGACUCGCUCGCCUCGCCAUGGUCGAAAUUCGCCGUGCUGAACAAUCGACACGCGUACUUUUUGCUGGUCGACAAUGGGACUGGAGGUCGCUACGGCGCCGAAAUCGUCCUCAGGAGGAAGCUCGAGAAGUAUAUAUCGAACCUAAAGCUGCAGCCAUACACGCACAGCAGUAUUCCCGUGGUAGCCUUAGUAAUCGAGGGUGGAACCAACACGAUACGCUCCGUUCUGGAAUACGUGACGGACGAGCCACCCGUGCCCGUAGUCGUCUGCGAUGGCUCCGGCCGUGCAGCGGAUCUUAUUGCUUUUAUGCACAAAUAUGCCUCUGAAAAUGAAAGCGAAGAGGAGGAGGGACCACUCGAAAGUAUGAGGGACCACCUGCUGGACACGAUAAAGCGGACGUUUAAAGUCUCUCCGGAGCAGGCGAAUCAGCUGUACUCGGAGCUGCUCCAGUGCGUGCGUCGAAAGCACCUGAUCACCGUCUUCAGGAUAUCCCAGGACCAACCGCAGGAGCUCGAUCAAACCAUCCUCACGGCGCUCUUCAAAUCCCAGCAACUCUCGCCUGCCGAGCAACUCUCCCUCGCGCUGAUUUGGAACCGAGUCGACAUCGCGCGCAGCGAGAUCUUCGUCUACGGGCAAAAGUGGCCGCCUGGCGCCCUCGAGCAGUCGAUGAUGCAGGCGUUGCAGCAUGACCGCAUCGACUUCGUCAAGCUGCUACUUGAGAACGGCGUCUCCAUGCGCAAGUUUCUCUCUAUUCCGCGCCUUGAGGAGCUUUAUAACACGAAAGAAGGCCCAUCCAACACCUUGGGCUACAUCCUGCGGGACGUCCGACCGCACAUCCCGCGCGGAUACAUGUAUACCCUUCACGACAUCGGUCUCGUGAUUAACAAACUCAUGGGCGGCGCUUACCGCUCGCAGUACACGCGUAAGGAGUUCCGUUUCCUCUACACGCGCGUCAUGAAGCGCUCCGGUGGCUACCAGCAACAUCACGCGCACCGAAACAGUUGCGCCAUAGCCCUCAACAGCCGCUCGUUCUCUGGCUCCGGAGGAAAGUCUACCAUGAGUCUCUUGGCCGAGACGAUACCCGCAACUCAAGAAACCGCGCUGUUCGACUAUCCUUACAAUGAAUUGUUGAUUUGGUCGGUCCUGACCAAAAGACAGCAUAUGGCUUUGCUUAUGUGGCAGCACGGAGAAGAGGCUUUAGCUAAAGCUCUUGUAGCUUUAAAACUCUAUAAGGCGAUGGCGCAUGAAGCUGCUGAAGACGAUUUGGAAACAGAAGUUUACGAUGAGCUCAAGGGAUAUGGCAAGGAAUUUGAGAAUAUCGCCCUGGAAUUGCUGGACUACUGUUACCGCCAGGACGACGAUCAAACUCAACAGUUACUGACGUCGGAACUAAAGAACUGGUCUGGCCAAACGUGCCUUUCUCUCGCGGUGACCGCCAAUCAUCGGGCUCUCCUCGCUCACCCCUGCAGUCAGAUUAUCCUCGCAGAUCUCUGGAUGGGUGGACUUCGCACUCGCAAGAGUACCAAUUUCAAGGUGAUACUGGGACUGUUCUGUCCGGUCUACAUAACGCAACUGGAAUUCAAGAGCCGGGAGGAGCUGCAAUUGAUGCCCCAGACAGCUGAGGAGCAUCUUAUCGCCCUCGAAGACGAGAACGAAGACAGCGAGUCAGAGCAUGGAACACCUACCGGACCUGAUGUCGAGAAACGUCCACCGUGCAGGAGCCUGAGCAUUCGUGGCAAAGCCAAGAGCCAGCAGGGGGCCAAGGCACUGAUUGGCAACGAGCACGGCCUGGGCAGCGCCGCGCCCAAGGAGACGAUUGUCCACGAGAACGGCAAGGUCUUGACGGAUAACGACGAAGGAAAUCAUCGGGCCUACGGGAUACUGUCCGAGUACUACGACAAUAAGAAUAGCAGGCCACUAAGACUGAAGAAGAAACUUUACGAGUUUUACACGGCGCCGAUCACCAAGUUUUGGGCCAAUGCUAUAGCCUACGUCAUAUUCCUGCUGCUAUUCUCCUACUCGAUUUUGGUGCGCAUGGGCGACGUGCCCUCGUGGGCGGAAAUCUAUGCGAUCGCCUACAUCUGCACAAUGGGCUGCGAGAAGGUGCGCGAAAUCGCGACCUCCGAGCCCGUCGCACUCUCGCACAAGUUCAGCGUUUGGGCCUGGAACAUGUGGAACCCCUGCGACGCUGCGGCCAUCAUCUUCUUCAUCAUUGGAUUAGUGCUGAGACUCAGGCCUUCGACUUUCGACGUCGGCAGGACCAUCUAUUGUGUCGACUGUAUGUACUGGUAUCUCCGGAUGCUCAAUAUUCUUGGCGUGAAUAAGUACCUUGGUCCAUUGGUCACCAUGAUGGGAAAAAUGGUGAAGAACAUGAUAUACUUCGUGGUGCUUUUGCUAGUGGUAUUGAUGAGUUUCGGUGUCGCCAGACAAGCCAUUCUGAACCCCAACGCCGAGCCCAACUGGAGGAUUAUCAGAGACGUGUUCAUGGAACCGUACUUUAUGCUGUACGGUGAGGUGUACGCUGAUCAAAUCGAUCCAGACUGCGACAACAACCCGGGUAUGGAGCCAUGCUUACCCGGCCGCUGGAUUACUCCGGCAGCCAUGUCGGUUUAUCUAUUGGUGGCGAAUAUCUUGUUGAUAAAUCUGCUCAUCGCCGUCUUCAAUAACAUCUUUAUCGAGGUGAACGCAGUGGCCCAUCAAGUUUGGAUGUUUCAGAGAUUUACUGUGGUUAUGGAGUACGAGCAGAAACCCGUGCUACCGCCGCCGCUCAUUGUCGUUUCUCAUCUUUAUCUUAUUAUUAGAUACAUAUUGAGGUACGUGACACAGGGCCGCUUGCAAUCGGGCGAAACGAGUGACAACGGGCUCAAGCUUUUCCUCGAAGCUGACGAUAAGGAGCGACUCUACGACUUCGAGGAAGACUGCGUUGAAGGCUACUUCCGUGAGCAGGAACUCAAGCUGCAGAUGUCUACCGAGGAGCGGGUCAAGGUCACCACUGAGCGCGUUGAAAACAUGCACCAGAAGAUCGAAGAUAUCGACAAGAAAGAAAGCAAUCAGUCAUCUUCUUUACAGACUGUAGAGUUUCGCAUUCGCAAGCUCGAGGAGUUAAACGAACAGACCCUGGCGCAUCUUGGGGUAAUCCACCGUUUCAUGGCAACUUACAUGCCAGUUGGUGGAGGAGGAGCUGGCGGUGGCGGUGGUCCUGGAAAUGAAAACAGUAGCAGCACCGAAGCGCUUCGGCACUUGGACGUAGAACUCAUACGACCUCGCCGGGUAUCGGAACGUUCUGAGGCUGGAAUGUCGGAAUCGGAUUCGCACGCGCAAUUACCUUGCAUCCCAUUGCGACGCAAAAAGCUCAUCCGCGCAAUGACCGAUGCCGCCUAUAUGAACAUGGCAGCUGGUGGCCUCGUGGGUCAACAGCAGCAUCGAGAGCAGCUCCAGGAACAGAUGGAACAAGACGAGGCGACAGAUUUGAAUAGAGCGGUUGAAGCCAUGGUUGGGGACAAUCUCAGCAGAAACGGCUCGUCAGUCAGCGGGGAAAUUGCGACGUUGCAGGACGAAUCCAAGGAAAAUACAAGUCACGAUGAAAGCGAUCUGAGCAAAGCUGUAGGAGAGUUAAAAGACUUGAAAGCAGAGAAAUCCGAUGAUCGCGAUACAUCUGGCGAUGUCACAGCCACCACUGAUUCUCGCCAAGACUCCGUUGAGAAGUCCAGCCGUCAGAACAGCCGUACGCGUUCGGAAUCACUUGCAGAUGAUGCAGCGGCUGCUGCAGCCAUAGCUGCGAGCGUUUCGGGUGUAGUCGUACCGUCAGCAAGCUUUCAACGGGGUGUAACAUGGGCCGAGCCUCGCGUCGCCGUCAUUCAAUCCUCGGGCUCGAGCAAUUCGCGGUCACUCCUGCUAGCUAUGCGAGCCGAAUACACAAGUAUCACUGACGAAUUAGAGAGCUACUGCGGACUGCUAAGCCCACCUAGAACACCGCCUGUUUCGCCACCUCCCUGUAGAGUCAGAAGUGUUUCAGAAAGAAGUAACCAGAACCCUGUAGAGAUAGCCUGGCAGAUUGAAAAUGAACAUCUUAGAGAUGCCGAAGAGUGCGAUUAUCAGCAGAUGGAGGAUCUGAUUCAGAGGAGAAGAUCAUCUUUCCACAGGUACCAUAUUAGUGAUGAAGAAGACAGCAGCCACGACGAUCCGGCAGUAGUAAACACCACGUCCUUCUUCAUCAGCAGCGAACACCAUCCACGUCUGCGUCGCGCAUCGGCUAUCGACGAGGAUACAACAACGCGUCGUCGUUGCCAUCGGUCUCCACCUUCCAUCAAUGUCACUCGUGAGAUCGAGCAGACGCUUGCGCGACCCGCCGCUACUCGUGAUUCCGCCGAGUCGGAUCCUAAUGAUAAGGGAAUGAGCGGUGUUGCUGCCCCUGCUUCCGAGACUAUGUGCUAAGUUGUUCCAUUUAGUCAGGUUGAUGAUGAAGUGGGAAGGUUUCUUCAAAGGAGAUUAUUUAUUUCCAUAUACUUUAAAGUGCAGUGUGCAUAAAAAUGACAUCUCGAGAGUGAAAUUCGAUCGUUUCGAGUCGGGGUAAAAUUUCGAAAUAGUACAUUACUAUACGUGUGACCUAACGCGAUAAAACACCGUGCAAUAAAGGGCUACUUAGGUCACGGAUAGGCGUUACAUAAACGCGGAUUUAUGCCACGCAGUGCUAUAAAAUAAAUUCAAAGAUAGCAUAUUACGCAUACUUUGUGAAGUCUUAUCUCGGACUUCUUUCAUGCAACCUCAUUUUAAGAAUAAAAUUAAUUAUUACAUAUAUUGCACUCGGUAAAGAGAACACCCAAUGAACUAAAAGUCGUUAAACAAGCUAGAUGAUUUUCUUUAAAGAAACACUCACCAUUCGCACUAAUUACUUCACAGACGUUCCAUCUUUGAGAUUGAUUUUGUGUGUAUGUUUGCAUACGAAGAAAAUUGAACUAGCUGAGGUGUAAGGAAACCAAUCGCCUAUGUGAUAGACAUACGCAAUAGCAUACAUAAUUCCACGUCGAUGGAAAAUUGCGCAACUUUAGACAGAUCGUCAAAGUUUCACUCUGCCACUUUUUGCUGAAUAUGUAGUUGUACUACGUUGUUGUAAUGUGCGGUAAAACAAUCAAUGGUGCAUCUUAUCGAAGAUUAAGUCACCGCCUAUAUUUAAAUUGAAUUGCGCAAUUUCUAUUACCCUCGUAGAUCGAGAAACUCAUGCUUAUCACAGUCGAUAGAAGAGAAUAAAUUCCACUUUUUUACCUGAUGGGAGCGUGGUAAUAAUUCGAAUGAGGACUUGUUGAUUUCUGAAGCAACCUAUAUCAGAGUUUUAAAAUGCGCAAAUUAGUUUACAACGAUUCCACAUAUGGCGAAACAGUUUCAACAAAUCGCAUGGAAUAACGACAAAAAUGAAACUUAAAAAAAAACACAAAGUUUUAAAAAACGAUUAUGUAGAACCGAAGGACACGAUAUUCAUCAAAUUCCGGAAUGAAAUUUAUCUAUACUUCGUGUACGAUUGUAUAUAAAUAUUUUCUUCGGGAGUGUGCAAAACUUAACUAAAUCUAUUGCCUAAGAUUUAUCCAAUUUAUUAAGGUACUUAGAAUAUUUGACUAAGAGAAAACGAUUCGGCUAUUUGCCCUCGUUUGAUCGGGACAUAAACUAGACAAGUAGAUUUUUAUUAACUUUGAGCUAUUCGUUACUUAAAACCGAAGACUUUACGUCGAUCGGUCUUUUACAAUUUACAUUGUUUAUUUUAUUGUUGUUUUCACAACAAAAAUCUACGUGAUCAAUUACUUAAUGUCAUAGUUUGUCUUUGCUAUAAAUGAUUUUUUAAAGAAAUUGUUGACGAUAAAAUAAAUGCACCAUUAGCUUAUGAAUGCCCCAAAAAGUUAUACGCGCGCGACUUGCAUAUUUCAUGUAAAUAAACGAAAUCAAAUACUGCACGAAAAGAUUGUUUGGCGCCGAUUCUUUUGAGACGUUCAACUAGAUGAACUAGAUGCUGAUGGUGAAUUACAAUAAAUUUACUCGUUGCUAAGCCGAACUGAUAUUUCCAGCCCUAGUGCUUGGUACUGAUUUACUAAACACCAAGAGUGAUCUCUAGUAGAUCGAUGACGACUUUUUCGAGGCUUUUAUAGUUUUAAUUUUAUCAUUUUGUAGUAUAUUAUUAUAUGCGCAUCGUCAGCAUGUAUAUAAUCAAUUUAGUCGAAUUUAUAGAAAUGAAUGAAAUAUAUCAUUUGAACUGCAUAUUGAUUGAUUUUUAGUGUAUCAAAAUAUUUAAACAUUUACUACAUAAUAUAAAGCUUAUUUUGAUGCACCAAAAGUCGGUUUGAAAGCGAUUGUUGAUGAAAAUAAUUUUAAACGCAAGGGAUUGUGUGUCUUACGUCCUGUAACGAUGAAGUGUACACCACAUCGAAUCUAUAAUGUAUAAAAGCAUACGGAAAAGUAACAAGGAAAGCAAAAUAUUUUGUGCGAUUGAGCCAAGAAUGCUAUUUUUAUCUAUAAUGCGGCAUAUUUAUUAAAUUAAAAAAAAUGAAAUUUGCGUAGAGUAAAGUAAGGCAACAGAAACAACCUGUAUGAAAUUUUGUCCCGUGGCGAGUGUCAAAGUCCUUUUAAUCAAACAAAUGGAAAUAUGCGUGAUACUCAAAUUCUUUCGACUUGAUUUAGUAAAAUGCUUCGCUAAAACGAAAGAGUAUUUACAAGGACCAUACAUUCGUCCAUAUCACGCGCGGUGAAUGAAGUAUAUAAAACAUAUUCCCCACGUAUAAAAAGGACUGCGCCAAAAUCUGUGUUAUAUAAAACUUAGGAUGAAUUUGCCGAAUAUAAUACCGGCCAAGAGAAGAAAUUAUAUUUAAUUAUCUUGAGGUAUAACAUUUGCAUGAAUUUGAUUUAUAUGUUUUGUAUACGUAAUUGUAUGUCACACUAUCACAUGAUACUGUCAGCACUAUUCUAUGCAUGUGUGUGUGUGCGCGCGUGUGUGUGUGUGUGAGAGAGAGAGAGAGAAUCGUAAUGUAACAAUUAGAUUUUUUCAACGGUAUAAUGUUGAGUAAUAAUAUAUUCCAUAAUAUUAUUUGUAGUCAAUUGAUUCAUAUUCACGAACGCUGGAGAUGUUAUCACAUCCAAAGAUCAUUGCUACUUUGAUCCCUCAAAAAUCAUAAAAAUCAAUUUUUUAAGAGGACAGUAUGUUUAUUUGUCUGAAUAUGUUUCAUACGUAAUUUUAUAUAAUUUUUUCUCGGGCGACAUUGGAUAAUUGUAAAUAUAUAGCGUUUAUUAUUGUAAACGAAGUAUCAAAUCAAACGUUCAAGCAGGCCUGAACACUCUUCCUUCAGAAUGUAAUGAUAAUAUUUUAUCAAGACAUAAUAUUUUACCAUCGUGUAGCCAAUUUAGAGGAAUUUCUUCAAGUUUAGCGAUUUUCAGGGUAAAAACAAUAGAUGUACUGUGAAAUUAAAAAAGAAGAGAGCAUAAUGACGAUUAUAGAAUUCUUCUAAAUUUCCAUAAUGCAUCAAAUGUUUUUUAUUUAAAAUAGAAUUUUAAAGAAAUUUCUCUAUUAAAAAAAAAAACGGAAAAUAUGUGAACAAUAAUAACGCAAAUCGCUUUGGUUUAUAAUUUUCAUCCCUCUUCUUUUGAGUUAUAAGAGUGUAUUUUCGUGCAUAUAUGAGAUAAGUAAAAAUGAAAGAAAUAAAAAUAAUCGAGAAAUCUCGUGCUUGAUAGUUGAGAUAUAUAUUUAUUGAUAAUGCUAUCAUUAAAAAAGCGAUUCUCGAGAAAGGCCUAAUAAAGAAAGAGUAAAAUAUGUGUCAUAUCUUUGUGAAAAAUGCCGAGAAAAGUAUACAAACUGGACACACCGCCGAGCGGAGGUAGCUUUCGACGAACGACAAUAUAUUUUUUCCAAUUCGUCGCAAAUUACUUCUACCACGGAUAUCGAUAUAAUCACCACCCAUUUCCAAUCUCUCUUGGAUUGCAUAUUACAUUGUCUAGUCAGUAAAAAAAUUUGCGAAUUACACACGUUCAUCAGGAUAACUAUUGUUUUUUCGCUUUUCGUGUAUGUUUCCUGUGUAACGCCGUCAUAAAGUGCAUGUUUACUACAACAUUAAUGAAAUGAUUAUUUACCAAACUCAUUUGUGUUUCACAAUUUUCCCAAGUAAAUUACAACAAAUCCAAGCAAUAUUCGUAUACUAUUCGUCGUGCAUGCCAAUAAAUAAUUGUACGAAAUGUCUGAUAAAUGGAGAUGAAAUGAAAAGCAAUACGAGCUCUGCGAAGCAUGCCAAACAUCUCGAUUCUCUUUUGCCAAUCAUUCCCCGUUUAUUUAGUACACGCUGCAUCAGUCUCUAAUCUCAUUUUUCGUGCAUAUGGCCUCCUACGCAUGUAUGUAUGUACUUUAAAUUAGACCGAAAUGCAUUUAUGUCAUUUCAACUUGUCGACACUGUACACUCGAUGUAUAAUGCGAUGCUAUUCUAAAGUUUAAGGUAAACAAUUCUGACUGACUGUACUUAUAUAAUUAUGGUUAUAUGCACUUAUUAUCUUAUGAAAAGAAAAACUUAAUCGUACCGCGACUCUCUAAGUCCACUAUAUUACGUACCGAUUACCUAAAUCCGGUUGACGAAGCUUUCAAAGUUUUACUCGGUGCUUGCAAGACUAACCAAACGAUCGCCGAGCACGUUAAUUCUAAACUGUGAGGAGAUUCUGUCUACCAUCUCGUAAUUUUCUAAAUCGUGUUUUAAUUUGUGGCGGAAGCUCGACUCUGUGGAAAGCUUUAGUUUUCAUACAAUAGUUCAAACAGACUGUGUUGAAUGCCUGAAUAGUCAACAACUUUGUUUUUAUAGCAGUUUUUCUCUCCUGUGAAAAUUUUGCACGAGCGUACAAUGCCAGUUGGCUCGCGAAUGUAUGAGUAAUGAGGAGUAUAAUGAUAAAAAAAAAGAGUUGUAUCGGUGAAAUUUAAUUGUUAACUGCGCAUCGUCAGCAGUUAACAAGUUCAAGGGGAAAAAUUGUAACGCCUAUACAUAUCUUGGACGAGCACUAGCUGAGCGACUAACGCGCUUGUAAGACGUUAUCAUUGUAUGUGUUAAUUAGCCUUUUCGAUAUGUAUAAGCGUAUUUCUACACUAAUUUUUUGAAAUCCGAGGGGCGGGGGGGGGGGGGGGGGUAAGGCUCGCGUAGACGACUACAUCGGAAUUAACCGAGAGGGAUGUAUUUUUUUACAUUUCACUGAUUAUAACUGUGUGCAUACAGUAUGAAGAUCUGCGAUGUGUGAGGCGUAAUUGAAAAGUGUCGUGUGAAAAACAAAUGCUACGUCUGAGGGGGGAAGAGUACGCGGAGGGAAAGAGACAUUCAAACAACUUAUUUUCCUAGUCAUCAGAGACAAUAUAAGCUAUAAGAAGGUCGUGCCACUGACUCUGUAUAUUUACAUGCGUGUAUAAAUUAGCACAAAGGAUGCGGUUGAAUCGAUAUGCGAUAAUAUGCGCGCGAUCCAAAAUACAUAAAAUACAAAUGUCUAUGAAAUAAAUAUAUUUAACGUGAAA
Messenger RNA from Nasonia vitripennis (jewel wasp), 10695 nucleotides. RefSeq names its product transient receptor potential cation channel trpm (gene Trpm). Gene Ontology annotation, biological process: protein tetramerization; monoatomic cation transmembrane transport. Lineage: Eukaryota; Metazoa; Arthropoda; Insecta; Hymenoptera; Pteromalidae. Bases 441 to 5618 code for a protein of 1725 amino acids. The transcript is spliced from 24 exons. Gene Ontology annotation, molecular function: monoatomic cation channel activity. The record is from RefSeq and is a predicted model, not a curated record. Gene Ontology annotation, cellular component: membrane.